Mucor mucedo is the source of this 3044-nucleotide messenger RNA. Its product is annotated as armadillo-type protein. Gene Ontology annotation, biological process: regulation of protein catabolic process; proteasome-mediated ubiquitin-dependent protein catabolic process. The record is from RefSeq and is a predicted model, not a curated record. The coding region runs from base 70 to 2898 and encodes 942 amino acids. The transcript is spliced from 10 exons. Gene Ontology annotation, cellular component: proteasome regulatory particle, base subcomplex; proteasome storage granule; proteasome complex. Gene Ontology annotation, molecular function: enzyme regulator activity. Lineage: Eukaryota; Fungi; Mucoromycota; Mucoromycetes; Mucorales; Mucoraceae.
GCAGUGAUAUAGAGUAGAAGGACGCGGCAAAGAAAUACUUUCUUGUCCUUUCUUAAAAAAAAUACACAAAUGACAGCUCUUACAUCUGCUAACGGUAUUAUCGCUCUACUCGACGAGCAACAACCUGAAUUGAAGGUUUAUGCUCUUCAACAAUUAAACACUCUUGUUGAUGAAUUCUGGGCAGAGAUAUCUGACUCUAUUGCUAAAAUUGAAAUCCUCUACGAAGAUUCCUCUUUCAGUCAAAGAGACUUGGCUGCUUUAGUUGCAUCCAAGGUUUACUACAACUUGGGUGAGUUGGAUGAUUCCCUCACCUUUGCACUCGGUGCUGGUCAAUCGUUUGAUCUUUCUGAAGAUUCCGAAUACGUAACCACUAUUAUCUCCAAGUGCAUUGACAAAUAUAUUAAUCUUAGAACAAGUACGGAGAUUCCCGAAAAGAUCGAUCCUAGAUUACAAGACAUUGUAGAAAGAAUGUUCCAACGUUGUGCUGAAGAUUGUGAAUAUGAGCAAGCCAUUGGUAUUGCGCUUGAAUCCAGACGCUUAGAUGUCGUCAAGUCCAUCAUUCAAAAGGGUAAUGCCAGCAAGCUUUUGACUUACGUCCUUGAUGUGUGCAUGACACUUGUCCAAAACUUGGAAUUCCGUAACGAGGUCUUGAGAUUAUUAGUCGAAUUAUACAAGACUCUUGAGAACCCUGAUUAUAUUUCUAUCAGUCAAUGUUUAGUUCACUUGAACGAUCCUACUUCCUGCGCUGAUAUGUUGAAGAGCUUGGUCGAAAAGAAGAACGAGCUUAUGGCAUAUCAGAUUUCUUUUGAUUUAGAGGAAAACGCAACCCAAGAGUUUUUAUCAAAGGUUUCUCAAGUAUUACCUGUUGAACCCGUUGUUAUUGAGGAAAAUGCUGAUUCCGCCGAAGAGAAAAAGCCCAAGAAUGAUACACCUUUCAAAAAGAUCAAGUCAAUCUUAUCAGGCGAAGAAUCUAUCCGUCUUCAUCUUGAGUUCUUAUACCGCAACAACCAUACUGAUUUAUUGAUUUUAAAGAAUACAAAGAAUGCUUUGGAAUCAAGAAACUCUAUUUACCACUCAGCUGUUACUUUUGCAAAUGCUUUCAUGCAAGCAGGUACAACCAGUGAUGAAUUCUUACGUCAAAACUUAGAUUGGUUGUCCAGAGCUACCAACUGGUCAAAGUUUAGUGCUACUGCUGCGCUCGGUGUGAUUCACAAGGGUCAAUUGGCUCAAUCCAUGAAUUUAUUGGCUCCUUAUUUACCCCAAGAAGGCGUCAGCGGAAACAGCUCUUACUCUGAAGGUGGUUCGUUAUACGCUUUAGGUCUUAUCAACGCCAAUCAUGGUGCUGAAGUCUUAAACUUCUUAAAGACUGCCUUGAAGGAUACCUCAGAUGAUGUGAUUCAACACGGUGCCUGUCUUGGUCUUGGUGUUGCUGGUAUGGCCACUGCCAACGAAGAAAUUUAUGAAGAUCUUAAGAAUGUUCUUUUUGGUGAUAACGCUGUUGCUGGUGAAGCAGCUGGUUUAUCCAUGGGUUUGAUCAUGCUCGGUACUGGUAAUGAGGAAGCAAUUGAAGAAAUGCUUCAAUAUGCACAUGAAACUCAGCAUGAAAAGAUCAUCCGUGGUCUGGCUAUCGGUAUGCCCUUCAUCAUGUACGGUAAAGAAGAGCAAGCAGAUGAUUUGAUUAAGAAGUUGUUAGAAGAUAAGGAUCCAGUGCUCCGUUAUGGCGGUAUCUACACCAUUGCUAUGGCUUAUAGCGGUACUGGUAAUAACAAGGCUAUUCGCCGUUUGCUUCACGUAGCCGUCAGUGAUGUCAAUGAUGAUGUGCGUCGUGCUGCUGUUACCUCACUCGGUUUUGUGCUUUUGCGUAACCCCAAGCAAGUCCCCCGUAUUGUUCAACUUUUGGCUGAGAGUUAUAACCCUCAUGUGAGAUAUGGUGCUACACUUGCUUUAGGUAUUUCAUGUGCUGGUACUGGCUAUAUCGAUGCACUUGAACUCCUUGAACCCAUGACAAAGGAUCCUGUUGAUUUUGUUCGUCAAGGUGCCUUUAUGUCUCAAGCCAUGAUCUUGAUCCAACAAACAGAGAACACAAACCCGAAGGUAGCUGGUGUUCGCAAGUUAUACGAAAAGAUUAUUGGCGAUAAACACGAAGACCCCAUGGCCAAGUUUGGUGCAGUUCUUGCUCAAGGUAUCCUUGAUGCUGGUGGAAGAAAUGUGACCAUCUCUCUUUUAUCAAGAACAGGACAUGCAAAUAUGCCUGCUAUUGUUGGUAUGGCCGUAUUUACACAGUUCUGGUACUGGUACCCCUUAACACAUAUGCUCAGUUUGGCAUUUACUCCUACUGCCGUUAUUGGUCUCAAUAAGAACCUUGAAACACCCCGAUUUGAGUUUGUAUCCAAUGCUAAGGCAUCCUUAUUUGCUUAUCCUCCUGCUUUGAAACCCCCUUCUGCUACUGUUGUUGAAAAGGUGGCUACUGCUGUUUUGUCCACCACUGCUAAGGCCAAGGCUCGUGCAAAGAAAAUCGAAAAGGAGAAAGGAGAUCACAUGGACAUUGAUGAGGAUAAGCCUAGUAUUAAAGACGAAGAGAUGACAGAGGAUGAUAAGAAGGAGGAGCGCAAAACAACUGUGCAAAAGAAGAAAAAGGAAGAAAAUUUUGAAAUUCUUGAAAAUAUGGCUCGUGUUGUUCCUGCUCAACUUCGACACAUUGCCUUCAAAGAUGAUUCACGUUAUACUCCAGUUAAGCAAGAACAUGUUGGUGGUAUCAUCAUGUUAGUAGAUAGAAAGCCUGAAGAGGAGGAAGAUUUAAUUCAACCUCGCGUCCCAUCUGGAGAUGCUACAGCAAGAGGAGCAGCAGAAGAAGAAGCAGCACCUUUUGAACCUUUUGAGUACCACUCUGAGGAUUAAAUUGUCUUUAAUAACCUUAAUAUUUUCACCCUUUUCACUCGGACAUUUUUUUUUUUUUUGUUAAAAUAUAUUGGAUUUUGGCUAUAGAAAGAAAGAAGACAUUCAAAUAUAAUUAAAAGCAGACACUGCUAUUUCUCUCCCCCAGU